Molecule: messenger RNA, 1928 nt
Organism: Bursaphelenchus okinawaensis
Lineage: Eukaryota; Metazoa; Nematoda; Chromadorea; Rhabditida; Aphelenchoididae
Source: the annotation of a GenBank genome assembly
AUGUAUCAGUAUCUUGACGAGUUUGACCAAAGUUUGAAUAUACGUCUAAGAAGGGAACGAUCACGGAGUGUGGUUUCUUAUAAGGAAGAUAAUGAUCAUGAUGAUGAAGAUCUCAAGAAGAGGAGGUACUCGGCAGGAAGCAGGAGAACGCCGGUGUCAGACCUUACUUCAUCGUUGUCUACCGACUUUUUCGAUUUCAGUUCUUGUGGUGACGUAGGUUUUUUUUGAAAAUUAAGGCCUAAAUUUGCAAGUUAUGUAUCAAACGAAUUUUUCACUUAAAAUUUAAGUUAAAACAAUAUUGUUUCACCUUCCAAUCAAAUUUCAGCGACGAUCUGAGAAGAACAUGAAAUUUAUCGAAGCAGUUGUAAAUACAACCUUGAAGUAUCACCACAAAUUUGUGAAAGGGUCCGGGCGUAAGCAAGCGAAUCAGUUUGUCUGGGACAGUAUUAUCGAUGACCUUUUGAAAAAUUAUCCUCAAUUUAAUGCGCCAGAGAUUCGGAAGUUAACCCAAAGAGUAUGGGCAUGGCAAAAAAACAAGGUGUGGUAUGCUUUCACCCACUCUGAGUCUAAUACACUGACAGAAGUGAGUUAUUUUUUUUAUUUUUGGAGUUAAAAUUGCUUGGAAAAAUGAAAAAAAAGUUUGUUUUUGAAAAUAUUUGGACAUUGUUUGGGCUUGGGAAAUUUAUAAAUUCAGUGGAACUCCUGUAUAACGAACUCCUUUAUAACGAAAAUCCCAUAUAACGAACAAAUUUUGAUCCCCAUCUACCACUACACACUGCUUUUAAAACUCCUCUAUAACGAAACUCAUUUAUAACGAACAAAUUUCAAAUCCCCAAGCGAAUUGUUAUACAGGAGUUCCAUUGUAUUUCAAAAUUCCUGUAUACUGGAAUUCCUUUAUAAGGAGAAGUUAAAAACCCUCAAGCUAUUUAUUUUUACAGGAGUUUCACUGCUAUAUAAUUUUGCACAGCUUUGCUGAAAGGUAGUUCACGUUUGUCAGGAAUGGGAAAUAUUUGUAAUUUGGUUGGUUGAGAAUUAUUGAAAAAUAGGAAUAAAUAAAACAGUUUUUAAAAAUAAAUAUUUCAAAAACAUAUUUUAGCGGGUUGGUCGAGUAUUGGUGUUAUAAACUGUUCUUUUAUGUCAUUUUGUUUAUAUAGUUUUAAAAAAUUUAAAAUGUCAUCAUUAAAACUGUUUAAUAAGGGUGAGAAAUGGGCCGUGUUAGCCGGACCUUGAUUUACUGUUGAAACGGGCCGGGUUUAAACGUUGGACUCCGGUCCUGGGGGGCAAAAACUGUUUCUCCCUUUCUAAAGUAUAAAAUCAAUCUUAGAAUUUGAAGAUCGGUUACCUAUAUAUAUUUCUUAACAAUUCUGAAUGAACUUCGUUUUUGUUUUAUUUCUUUUCAAAUUUCAUACCUAUUUAUUGUUUUUUAGAUGGAACAGCGGAUUAAAAUGGCUUUGCUCAGCAAUUCUUCUGGAUCUUCAAUGACUGCACCUUUGUCCAGAGCAUCUUCAGUUUUUGAAGGCGUGGAAUUUGAUAACAAUGAUGAAGAGCCGUAUGGAGAUUUCGAUGCACCAAGAGUAAUUUUUUUGAUCUACGAAAGCGUUUUUGAUUAGAUUGAAUAGUGCUUUUAUGUAAAUUAACUGAAAAUUAGAAGAUUCAAAUUAUACUUGAUUAUACCAACCUAUUUGAUGAGUUGGUAGAUGGGUUUAUGAGACUUUAUUUUAUUGUUAGGUUGUUCAAGUAAUUCUGUGCCUCAAAACCUUGAAAGUUAGUUUUGAAAGGGUGCACAGAAUUAUUUGAACAAUCUAGUAUUCCUGAUAUUGCUUAAUAGUUUUCAAUGCUUUUGGUGAUUUACUAAUAGCUUCCAUAUUAAUCAUGAACAACUUCAGUUCUCAUUUGCCGAGCGAAAGUACCUGAUAUGUGAACUGUGA